AGACAACGUAACCCAAACAUCGGUCAGACUAAUUAACGGAAAUCUUUGAUCUACCUAGUGACAAUAACAUGUGAUGGGUGGGUGGCAGUAUUUAUAUAUUGUAGUACCUGUCCAAGUUGUGUAAACUAAAAUGGAGGUACCAACGAUAGCUUCACUUGUCCUCUUCAUUCUGUUUGACAUUGCGUUUGGACAGAAUUGUGUCGGACGUGUAGAUGGCGUUUAUGAUGCCGGUUGCCGCGCGUACACAACUUGUAAAGGUGGCGUAGGCACUAUAACAGAAUGCAAACAACCUAAUGUGUUCAACAGAGACACCAAUCGAUGCGAUGAUCCUGCAAAUGUCCACGAAAUUUGCGGCACUUUUCGAGACUGUGAUGGACGUGAUGAUGGGAGAUACCCAGAUGUCGACCGGAAAUGCCAAUAUUAUUUCACGUGCUUUGCAGGAAAAUUUAUGGGACACAACCCUUGUCCAGCAUCAUUAGUUUUUAACUAUGCACUGCAAACAUGUGAUUAUAUCACAGAUAUGGGGCCACCAUGUGGCGUUAACCCUAACAUGACAUCGAGUCCUCUAGGUCUUGUCGGAUGAUCCGAAUAAGAAUUACAUUA
This is a messenger RNA of Saccostrea echinata, 603 nucleotides long. RefSeq names its product chondroitin proteoglycan 2-like. Gene Ontology annotation, cellular component: extracellular region. Gene Ontology annotation, molecular function: chitin binding. The transcript is spliced from 3 exons. The record is from RefSeq and is a predicted model, not a curated record. Bases 131 to 583 code for a protein of 150 amino acids. NCBI's taxonomy places the organism in Eukaryota, Metazoa, Mollusca, Bivalvia, Ostreida, Ostreidae.